Mytilinidion resinicola is the source of this 2453-nucleotide messenger RNA. RefSeq names its product WD40 repeat-like protein. The annotation marks the transcript as partial. Gene Ontology annotation, cellular component: transcription repressor complex; nucleus. Gene Ontology annotation, molecular function: protein binding. The record is from RefSeq and is a predicted model, not a curated record. Gene Ontology annotation, biological process: negative regulation of transcription by RNA polymerase II. Lineage: Eukaryota; Fungi; Ascomycota; Dothideomycetes; Mytilinidiales; Mytilinidiaceae. The transcript is spliced from 4 exons.
UUCGGAGAGUAGCUUUCUGGCAUAUGAGUUGUUGAUCCUAGGUUGUAGUGCUGCAACCUGAGUACUCAUCCUCGCUAGAUCAUCCAAAUCAGCGGGCCCGGACAAUAGAUGAGGACCAUAUAGGCAUAGUCAAGUUUAGAGGAAGCAAUGAUCAAGCAUAUAAGAUGGUGAAAGCGGAUAUUGAAGAGCUGGUUGAGAAUAGUCAGACCGCAAAAGAGACAAUCAAUACACGAUACAGUUAGUGUAACAGUAUAUACUCAUAGUAAAGCACUGCUGAUGCUUCUGUAGAUAUGACAAAAGAAGACCAGGAAUGCAUCCUUCACUUACGCGUUACUGAUCCCCGCCAUGACAAGAAGCGGAUUGAAGACACAAAAGGUGGGCUGCUAGAGGACUCGUACCGCUGGAUUUGUGAAAACUCCAACUUUAGACAAUGGCGGGACGACCAGCAGAGCUGGCAGCUGGCCCAACUGCUGUGGAUCAAAGGCGACCCCGGCAAGGGUAAGACAAUGCUGCUCUGCGGCAUCGUCAACGAGCUGGAGAAGUCAGUUGCUAAGACAGACAUCCUGUCCUACUACUUCUGUCAAGCCACCGACUCGCGAAUUAAUACUGCUACGGCCGUUUUACGAGGUCUGCUGUACUUGCUUGUCGACCAGCAGCAUUCGCUCGUCUCGCAUAUUCGAAAGGAGCACGACCAUGCAGGCAAAUCCCUCUUUGAGGACGUGAAUGCCUGGGCUGCCCUGUCCGAGAUUUUCACAAACACCCUUCAAGACCCGAGCUUGAACACUACGUACUUGGUUGUCGAUGCGCUCGACGAGUGCAUAGCAGACAUGCCAAAGCUGCUAGAUUUUAUUGCCCAGCAGUCUUCCACAUCCCCUCGUGUCAAGUGGAUUGUCUCUAGCCGCAACUGGCCCGAUAUUGAGGAACGGCUAGAGAGGGCAGUGCACAAGGUGCAGUUGUGCCUUGAGCUUAAUGCCGAGUCCGUUUCCGCAGCCGUCAGCACAUUCACCCGGCAUAAAGUAUCUCAGCUAGCGGAGCAAAAGAAAUACGACAAUAAAACAAGAGAUGCUGUCCAAAGCUACCUGUCCUUGCAUGCGGAUGACACCUUCCUCUGGGUGGCUUUAGUCUGCCAAAACCUUGAGAAGAUACCACGAUGGAAUGCUGUCGCCAAUUUGAACGCGUUUCCACCUGGACUUGAUUCUCUCUACGAGCGGAUGAUAGAGCAGAUAUCCAACUCAGACCACGCCAACCUGUGCAAACAGAUACUGGCCUCAAUUGCAGUUGUAUACCGACCUAUUACACUCCAAAAGCUAACAUCUAUUGUUGAGUUGCUUGAAAACAUAGCCAGCGACCUAGCGUCAAUACAGGAGAUUAUUAGCCUUUGUGGGUCAUUCCUUACUAUUCGAGAAGGCACUGUCUAUUUUGUGCAACUCAGUGUGCAUCAGUCAGCCAAAGACUUUCUAUUGGCAACAGCAUCUAGCAAGAUCUUUCCAUCUGGGAGCAAAGACGUCCACUACGCAAUCUUCUCGAGAUCUCUCCAGGUUAUGUCCAGGACGCUCCGACGAGACAUCUACAGCCUAGGUGCGUUGGAGUAUCCCGCCGAGCGAGUUGCACAGCCAGAUCCGGACCCAUUAGUAGCAAUACGCUACUCGUGCAUUUACUGGAUCAAUCACCUCUGCGCCUGGAAUCCAAACGCCUCUAUAGGUCACAGCGCUGACCUUCAAGACGGAGGUGCUGUUGACAGAUUUAUUAGAGAGAAAUACCUUUACUGGCUAGAGGCUCUUAGCCUUUGCAAGAGCAUGUCAGAGGGGGUAGUUUCUAUAGCAAAACUUGAGGCUUUAAUCCAGGGAAGAGCAGAUACAGCUGCGUUAAUAAAACUGGCUCAGGAUGCACGUCGAUUUAUCAUGUAUCACAAGUGGGCAAUAGAAAACAGUCCUCUACAGGCAUAUGCGUCCGCACUCUUGUUCAGUCCAACUUGCAGCCUAAUAAAGGGUCUUUUCAAGAAGGAAGAGCUAAGGUGGAUCACGAUAAAGCCGGCUAUAGAAAAUGAAUGGGGCGCGUGCCUGCAGACGUUUGAGAGCCAUAGCGGUUUGGUCAGCUCAGUGGCCUUCUCUCACGACUCAACACGGCUGGCGUCUGCGUCAGACGAUAAGACAGUCAAGAUCUGGGAUGCGAGCAGUGGCGACUGCCUGCAGACGCUUGAGGGCCAUAGCGAUUGGGUCAGGUCAGUGGCCUUCUCUCACGACUCAACACGGCUGGCGUCUGCGUCAGACGACAAGACAGUCAAGAUCUGGGAUGCGAGCAGUAGCGACUGCCUGCAGACGCUUGAGGGCCAUAGCGAUUGGGUCAGGUCAGUGGCCUUCUCUCACGACUCAACACGGCUGGCGUCUGCGUCAGACGACAAGACAGUCAAGAUCUGGGAUGCGAGCAGUGGCGAUUGCCUCUCAACGCUUGAC